AUGAGCCAGCAGGAUGCGGUCGCUGCACUUUCUGAACGCCUUCUCAUAGCUGCGUACAAAGGCCAAGCAGAGAAUGUGGUUCAGCUCAUCAACAAGGGCGCCAAGGUAGCAGUUACCAAGCAUGGCCGGACCCCCCUUCAUCUUGCUGCCAAUAAGGGCCAUCUUUCUGUGGUCCAGAUCUUGCUGAAGGCUGGCUGUGACCUUGAUGUUCAGGAUGAUGGGGAUCAGACCGCCUUGCACCGAGCCACAGUGGUGGGGAACACGGAAGUCAUCGCGGCGCUCAUCCAGGAGGGCUGUGCUCUGGACCGCCAAGACAAGGAUGGGAAUACGGCCCUACAUGAAGCGUCCUGGCACGGUUUUAGCCAGUCAGCCAAAUUGCUCGUUAAAGCAGGAGCCAACGUGCUUGCCAAGAACAAGGCGGGGAACACGGCUCUGCACCUGGCCUGCCAGAACAGCCACUCCCAGAGCACACGAGUCCUCCUGCUGGGCGGGUCCCGAGCCGACCUCAAAAAUAACGCAGGCGAUACCUGUUUGCACGUUGCUGCACGCUAUAAUCACUUGUCCAUCAUUAAGCUCCUCCUCAGUGCUUUCUGUUCUGUCCAUGAAAAGAACCAGGCCGGAGACACAGCACUUCAUGUUGCUGCUGCCCUAAAUCACAAGAAGGUGGUUAAAAUCUUACUGGAAGCUGGAGCAGAUGGAACCAUUGUUAAUAAUGCAGGCCAGACUCCCCUGGAGACUGCCCGCUACCACAAUAAUCCGGAAGUUGCUCUUCUCCUCACUAAAGCUCCCCAGGUCUUGCGCUUCAGUCGCGGGCGAAGCCUGAGGAAAAAGAGAGAGAGGCUCAAGGAAGAGAGGAGAGCUCAGUCUGUGCCAAGAGAUGAGGUGGCACAAAGCAAGGGAAGUGUCUCCGCAGGAGACACCCCCAGCAGUGAACAGGCUGCACCCAGAAAAGAAGAGGCCAGAGAAGAUGUCCUGUCCGCCUCCCCAGAGCCCAAGGCGAAGGACAACAGGCAGAGAAAGUCAAGGCCCAAGGCGUCAGCAUUUUCUGACCCCACUCCACCAGCAGACCAACAGCCUGGACACCAGAAGAACUUGCAUGCUCACAGUCACCCUAAAAAGAGGCCCAGGCACCGAUGUUCACCGCCACCCCCUCCCCAUGAGUUCAGAGCGUACCAGCUCUACACGCUGUACCGGGGCAAGGACGGGAAGGUGAUGCAGGCACCAAUAAAUGGUUGUAGAUGUGAACCCCUAAUCAACAAGCUGGAGAACCAGUUGGAGGCAGCUGUGGAGGAGAUCCGAGCAGAGCUGGGUUCGGUUCAGGAUAAAAUGAACACAAAGCUGGGGCAUAUGGAGAACAAAACCCAGCACCAGAUGCGUGUUCUGGACAAGCUGAUGGUUGAGCGGCUGUCAGCAGAGAGAACAGAGUGCCUGAACCGCCUGCAACAGCAUUCAGAUACAGAGAAGCAUGAGGGGGAGAGACGACAGAUGUCAUUGGUUGACGAAUUAAAAACCUGGUGCAUGUUAAAGAUUCAGAAUCUGGAGCUGAAACUUUCUGGAGAUUCUAGGGCCUCUAGGACCAAAUCUGCACCAUCUACUUGCGAGUCGUCUACAGGCGUGGAUCAGUCCGUGGCCACUGCAGGUCCAGUAGCGGCUUCUGACAGUUCUCCUCAGGUGGUUAGGCCCAAGGAAAAGGCCUUCAACUCCACUGCUACCCACAGACUACAGCAGGAGCUGUCUUCCUCAGACUGUACCGCGUCCCGACUGAGGAAUGUCAAGGUCCAGACAGCCUUGCUACCCUUGAAAGAGGUGGCCAAGUGUGAUCAGCAGGCUGGGCCCUGUGUUGACAGAGGCACCCAAACCAAGAAGUCUGGGAAAAGUGGGCAGACGAGGCAUCGGCCCCAGCACCCUGCACCCGGCACCACCGGUGGGCAGCCGCCCCCGGCAGCGGGCAGUGAGCAGACUGCCUCUCACGUUCGAGACACCUCCCAGGCUCUGGAGAUUACCCAGUAUUUUUUUGAGGCUGUUUCUACCCAGAUGGAAAAGUGGUAUGAGAGGAAGAUUGAAGAAGCGCGAAGCCAAGCCAGUCAGAAAGCCCAGGAAGACAAGGCCACCCUGAAGGAACAUAUUAAAAGUUUAGAAGAAGAACUUGCUAAACUAAGGACUAAAGUGCAGAAGGAAAAUUAG
This is a messenger RNA of Puma concolor (puma), 2184 nucleotides long. The record is from RefSeq and is a predicted model, not a curated record. Lineage: Eukaryota; Metazoa; Chordata; Mammalia; Carnivora; Felidae.